Molecule: messenger RNA, 1180 nt
Organism: Cynoglossus semilaevis (tongue sole)
Lineage: Eukaryota; Metazoa; Chordata; Actinopteri; Pleuronectiformes; Cynoglossidae
Gene: pecr
Product: peroxisomal trans-2-enoyl-CoA reductase
Exons: 8
Coding region: 49-945 (298 amino acids)
Biological process (GO): phytol metabolic process
Cellular component (GO): peroxisome
Molecular function (GO): trans-2-enoyl-CoA reductase (NADPH) activity
Source: RefSeq, a predicted model, not a curated record
CUAGUUGUGUGGCAGUGAGCUCCAAGCUUUAAAAACAAAAAAAACAAUAUGGCGGCGUCCAGCGUUUUCAGACCGGGUCUUUUCAGGCACAAAGUGGCGAUAGUGACCGGAGGAGGCACCGGUAUCGGUAAAGCCAUUUCUGAAGAGUUGCUGGAGCUCGGCUGCAAUGUGGUGAUCUCCAGUCGAAAGACAGAGAGACUGGUGGCAGCAGCGCAGGAGAUGAGGAGUAAAAUGUCUCCAUCCAACUCUGCCCGUGUCAUUCCGCUGCCCUGUAAUAUUCGCAAUGAAACUGAAGUGAAGGACCUUGUGUCUUCUGUGCUCAAGGAGUUUGGCAGAAUAGACUUUUUGGUGAAUAAUGGAGGAGGUCAGUUCAGCAGCCCAGUGGAGCACAUGACCUACAAGGGCUGGAAAGCUGUGGUAGACACCAACCUUAAUGGAACAUUUCACUGCUGUAAAGAGGUUUUUACUGCGUGGAUGAAAGAGCACGGAGGUGUGAUUGUCAACAUCAUCGCCAACAUGUGGAACGGAUUCCCAGGCAUGGCACAUACAGGUGCAGCCAGGGCAGCUGUGGAAAACUUAACAAAAACUCUGGCCAUCGAGUGGGCAUCUGCAGGAAUCCGAGUGAACGCUGUUGCACCUGGUACAAUAUUCUCACAAACUGCAAUGGAGAACUACAAAGAGUUUGGCGAAAAGCUUUUUAAGAUGUCCAUUCCAAAUAUACCCGCAAAGAGGCUGGGACUACCUGAGGAGAUUUCAUCGGCAGUGUGUUUCCUGCUCUCUCCUACUGCUUCCUUUAUCUCUGGAGCAACACUGAAGGUUGAUGCCGGACAGAGUCUGUACCACUCAAUGUGGCAAAUACCAGAACACAGUGCAUGGCCUGAAGCUCCAAGUGGAGAAAACCUGGAGUGUGUGAAGAAGCUGCUGAAACUAAAAAGCAAUAUAUGAUCAGUUUGUGGAUUGUGAAGUUGUUUCGUGUUUGUCAUGUCAUUUGUUAUGAGCACAAACUUCCAAAUGUUGAUAUAUUCAGUGACUCUUCAUCUGCCACACAGUUGCGAAUUUUACCGUGAUCAUGACUGUGAAUAUUUUAUCACAAAAAGUCUACUACGAUAUUUCAUAUUAAUGUUAAAAAAAUAUGUUGCAAACUCCUAAGAUGGCCUCAUAUUUAGGAUCAGCCUUUAAU